Amoebophrya sp. A120 is the source of this 474-nucleotide messenger RNA. The record is from the annotation of a GenBank genome assembly. Lineage: Eukaryota; Dinophyceae; Syndiniales; Amoebophryaceae.
CACAGGUCAAAAAAGCAUUUCAGGAGCUCUCUCUCGACCUCGAUGAUUUCCAGGGAUAUGAUGCAGCUGGCGAAGGCGAACAUAGUCAAGAGCGGGACGAUGACGAUCAUGUCUCUGAGUUCCACGACAUGAUGGGACUUCUACGAGGACGACUCAUCAAGUGUUUUUUGGAAAGGAUGGAAAAUUACGGCGUCUUUCCGGACGAGCGGACGCACAACACGAUUUUGCUAAGUCUGCCACCUGACGCUGCGAAAAGAUACUUCCGGAGGAAGAUACACGAGCCAAACGAACGAAAUUACAAUCAUCUCCUCCUGUCAAUCGUGGAAAAUGACGACCAUCAGAGGCAAGGACGAAGGUCUUCGGAAGUAGAUCUUAUUUCUGUGAAGACGCGCUCGCGCGGUCUGGUACUGGCUGAAGUCGAAACACUGUUGGAGGAAAUGAAGGAAAAGCAGUUCCGUCCCUCACUUGCGGCGC